Messenger RNA from Diaporthe citri, 1749 nucleotides. RefSeq lists its product as uncharacterized. Gene Ontology annotation, molecular function: protein binding. The transcript is spliced from 3 exons. The record is from RefSeq and is a predicted model, not a curated record. Bases 1 to 1749 code for a protein of 582 amino acids. Lineage: Eukaryota; Fungi; Ascomycota; Sordariomycetes; Diaporthales; Diaporthaceae.
AUGUGCCCCCAAGGACCGGACCAGGAAGAUGGCUUCGCCCAAUUCGAAGCCUCUGUGGAGAGGCAGAAGACACCCGGAGAUAGACAAGCCGACAAGAAGAAGGCGCUCGAAAGGGCGAAACGAGCGAUGAAGAAAGAGCUUCAGUACACCACAGACCCCUACCACAUAGCCGACAACGUGGUCAAGAAGUUAAAGGAGAACGACUUCGACAAGGCGCUAUUGUUGACCCGGGAGGCAAGCAAGGACAAGCAAUGUGUGGUCAGCUGGAACCAUUGUAUAGAGUACCAGUUCAAGAAUAACAAGCUGCACGCUGCUAUCAAGCUGUUCAAUGAAGUCGGCUGCGCCGAGUCCCAGCAUCCCAAGCUUGCCGUGGGCGAGGCCCUCAAGAUUUACAACACCAUGCUCUCAAGCAGCCGGCUGAAGCCCAACAUCACUCACCUCAACGCGGUCCUCGACGUCUGCUCUCGAGCUCAGGACCUCGAGUCCAUGUUCGUCACGCUGCGCUCGGCCGACAAGGCCCGCGCCCCAAACAAUUGGACCUACACCAUCAUACUAAAUGCUCUUCGCCAUCAACCUUCCAAUUACAAGGAUCUACCGGACGGGUCCGGGGCGGAUGGUGAAGCUGUGAAGAAGAGCAUAGAAACGACCAUCCAGCGAGGAAAGUUGGUGUGGGAUGAGGUCAUGAGCCGGUGGAAGAAGAACGAGAUCAUCAUGGACGAGGAGCUGAUGUGCGCGAUGGGUCGGCUGUUGCUCCUCGGCGGCGCAAAGGAGACCGAGUCCAUUCUCGCCUUGCUUUUGAACGUCCUUGGUGUACCGAGGCUCGACCAGGAGCAGCUCUCUGCCCCAGGGCAGAAACCUGGCAGCGAUCAGAACGACGAGCCACAACCGACCCCAGAACCGAAACCGCCGCAACAGCAAGAGCAACAGCGGCAAUUGCAAGGGCCCUCAAAUCCGAUGGCGGGCAAGAACACGCUAUCGCUCGUGAUGAAAGUCUUGGGUCUGAGCAGGAGGACAAAGCUGGCCGCAAGGUACUGGGACUACUUGACGAGCACGUUCGGCAUCGUCCCAGACAAGUGGAACUACAAACACUACCUCGACUCCCUAUCCACCGGGGCCGCGAGCGGUAAAGCAGCCCGGACAAUCGAGAGCAUGCCCGCGGAGAUGGUCGAAGGCCUCGUUGUGAGGCGGGGCUUGCUGAUAUGCCACUUUGACGCCUACAACGAGAAGGCGUUUGAGAACGCAACUGUCAUCUUCGACGCCAUGAUGCAGAAGAUGAGGACGCCCGACGCCGAGUGCAUGAAGCUCUAUCUGCAGGUCGCGACGAGCAACUACCGCAAGUUCGACGACAGAUCCAAAUACCCGGUCGAAUCCAGGGCCAAGCUGGCCUUCGGCCGACAGAUCUUCAACGCCAUCGACCGCGUGUGGGAGCCACUGAGGCUGGCGACGAAUGCCCUAGGCUUCUCAGACACCGCUGUAGCCUCCAAGUCGCCUGAGGAGACCUGGAAGCGUGACUAUUCCGGACGAAAGUCACUCCUUGACGUUGCCAAGAGGGUCGUUGCCGUCAGCGAUAAAAUGAUUUCUCAAAGCCUAGUGCAGCGGGGCUCGGAUGACGCCAGAGUCAUUCUGAUCCGGCGGAAGAUCAUGAACGACUAUGUUCACCGGACCCUAGAGAAGAACACUCAGCUAGGGCUAGGCUUUAAGAAAAGCCGUGGAGAUGGAGACGAUGGUGAAUUCGCGCCUGCCGGUUGA